GUGCCAACAUCCUAAUGAGAAUUUGAGAUACCCAAACUAUAAAUUACCACCAUACAACCAUCACUCAACACACAAAUUCCAAUCUCAAAGUGCUCAACACCAUUUUCAGCAUCACCUGAGAAUGGUUAACAUUGAGGAGUUCCACAAGGCCCAAAGAGCCGAAGGUCCAGCAACAAUUCUAGCUAUCGCAACCGCAACCCCACCUAACUGUGUUCUUCAAAGCACAUAUCCAGAUUCCUAUUUUAGUGUUACAAAAAGCGAGCACAUGACAGAACUCAAGGAAAAAUUUAGACGCAUGUGUGAUAAAUCCAUGGUCAAAACACGAUACAUGUACUUCACAGAUGAGAUGUUACAGGAGAAACCUAACAUUUGUGCCCACAUGGCACCAUCAUUAGACGAAAGACAAGAUAUUUCAAUCGUGGAAAUACCAAAGCUUGGUGCAGAAGCUGCAACUCACGCCAUCAAAGAAUGGGGCCAACCGAAGUCAAAGAUCACCCACGUCGUGUUUUGCUCAAUAAACGGUGUUGACAUGCCUGGAGCUGAUUACCAGCUCAUAAAGCUCCUUCGCCUUAAUCCUUCGGUAAAACGUGUGAUGUUGUAUCAUCAAGGGUGUUUUGCUGGAGGCACUGUCCUUCGUUUAGCCAAGGACUUAGCUGAGAACAAUAAGGGUGCUCGUGUAUUGGUUGUUUGCUCUGAGAUAGUUGCAGGAACUUACCGAGGACCUGGUGAAGCGCAUCUUGAUGGCCUCGUAGCCAUGGCUUUGUUUGGUGAUGGCGCAGCUGCGGUCAUUGUAGGUGCUGACCCUAUUCCUGAUGUUGAAAAGCCACUUUAUGAAAUCGUUUCUGGAUUCCAAACGAUUCUCCCGCAAAGUGAGGCUGCAAUUGAAGGGCACCUUCGUGAGGUUGGGAUUAUAAUUCAACUACUUAAAGACGUUCCUGGACUUAUAGCAAAACACAUUGAAAAAAGCUUGGUUGAGGCCUUUCAACCCUUGGGAAUUGAAGAUUGGAACUCACUUUUCUGGAUUGCACAUCCAGGUGGCCCUGCGAUCUUGAACCAACUGGAGGAUAAACUAAGCCUUAAGCCUGAGAAACUAAGGGCCUCACGACAGGUUCUCAGUAAAUAUGGAAAUAUGUCAAGUGCUUGUGUCUUGUUUAUACUAGAUGAAAUGCGACGCUCUUCGGCUACAGAUGGGGCUAAAACCACGGGAGAGGGUCUGGAGUGGGGUGUGUUGUUUGGGUUUGGACCCGGUCUCACCGUUGAUACCGUGGUCCUCCAUAGUGUGUCUAUUUGAUAAGCUUAUCGUGGUUUAGUUACGCAUGGAUGUGGGGUAUGGUGUACAAAAAUCUUCUUAGCUUGCAUUAAAUAAUUUACACUGUACCUUUUCAGCUUUUUAUCAUGCCAAUAAAUAAUAGCAAAGAUCUUUUGUGUGUUAUUUCGUUACAACAACACAAUUCCUAGUUAGUGAUAAAAAUAAUUAAAUAAUAUAGUCGCUGUUGAAAAAUAGUCACUAAGGCCGAGUGGUAUACUAAGCACGAGCAUGUUCAUGGUUGAGCUGGUCACGAACAAUGGGCGUACACACUACCCCGUUGUUUCAUGGUGGCUCGUUGUCGUUUAGGCUCGUGUUCGGCACAACGGAAUCGCACGGCCAAUCAAGUUGAAGCCCUCAAUUUGACCGUUACUAUAUCUGUUGAACGGCUAGUUUGUUUAAAAAUAAAUAAAUAAA
This is a messenger RNA of Lactuca sativa (garden lettuce), 1723 nucleotides long. Its product is annotated as chalcone synthase 2. Gene Ontology annotation, biological process: polyketide biosynthetic process. Gene Ontology annotation, molecular function: acyltransferase activity, transferring groups other than amino-acyl groups. Lineage: Eukaryota; Viridiplantae; Streptophyta; Magnoliopsida; Asterales; Asteraceae. The record is from RefSeq and is a predicted model, not a curated record.